Molecule: messenger RNA, 918 nt
Organism: Ochlerotatus camptorhynchus
Lineage: Eukaryota; Metazoa; Arthropoda; Insecta; Diptera; Culicidae
Gene: Fdx2
Product: Ferredoxin 2
Exons: 2
Coding region: 225-752 (175 amino acids)
Biological process (GO): P450-containing electron transport chain
Molecular function (GO): 2 iron, 2 sulfur cluster binding
Source: RefSeq, a predicted model, not a curated record
CAGUUUUGUCCGUUCUCCCACGACCAGCGUAUCGUGUGCGUGCGAUAGUGUUGUUUAUAAUUACCACACUUUGGGACUCUUUUCUUCCAUUCGGUCUGAUUCCGGAAGCGAUGCGCUAAUCGUGUCGAGUGCUGAAUUCCCGGAAAAAAAGUGAAGUAUUCUGUGUUAGCUAAACGAAACCUACUUUUUUCCCCUGUGCAAACCGUCGUGAAAAAGCAUAAAAAAUGUUCAAGCUGAUUACAUCACGUUCCACUCAGCAAAUAAUUCGGAGUCUGGGUCUGGGCAAAACCUGUUUGAUCGAUGCUGCUGCAGGCAGCAGCAACAGUAGUAACAUCAUCUCUUUCCAACAAAUGCGGCUGAUACAGAGUGUUUCCAGAAAUUUGUCCACCUCCCAGCCGAAACUGCAGAACGAAGAGGUUGAGGUCACAUUUGUACGAGCCAAUGGAGAACGGAUAAAGGCUAAGGGCAAGAUCGGCGAUUCGCUGCUGGACGUGAUUGUCAACAGUCAGAUCGACCUGGACGGUUUCGGGGCAUGCGAGGGUACGCUGACCUGUUCGACAUGCCAUCUGAUCUUCUCGCAGACUGACUACGAUGCACUGCCGGAGAAACCGGGCGAUGAGGAGAUGGACAUGCUGGAUCUGGCCUACGAGUUGACCGAUACCUCCCGGCUCGGGUGCCAGAUAGUGCUGUCGAAGGAUCUGCAAGGGCUGGAAGUACGGGUACCGGCAACGAUCAACGAUGCCAGAAGCUAACAACACCCUUCCUCCCGAGCGAUGUUCUAAACGUUACCGGAUGCACAUAUCGUUUCCUUUGGCAAUAAUUUCCGUUUCUGUUGAGCAUGUUGUCCUUUUAAUUCAAGUAGAUGUAACAUAGAUGGAUGGUCCAUUCAAUGGAUACGCAAGGCAAUAUAAUUUCGAA